CCACGUAUUGCCAUGGCAGUGCUGGAAGUGAUAUACACAAUUCCCAAUCUGUGCCUCUUCAGAGCUGAGUGAAGUUAGCCCCACCUCCUGUGCCGUCCAGCCUUUCUUUAUAUGAUGUCUGUGGCCCAAUUGAGUUCAGAUGGUGGAUGCAGGACUGUGUGUAUGUCUGUCUGUCUAUGUGAGAUGAGCUGGAGUCAUAAGGCUGAGUUGUUCCAAAUGGUUUUAAUCAGCAGCCCAUUCGGGGAGAAUGGAAAACUUCUGUCAGGAUAAGAACUGAGUUGGAUUCUGUUCCUGUAACCUUUAUGAAGAGCUCUCUGGAGUGCUCUCUGCCUUUUGGACCUAUGACUUCUUGUUCAGUACCAUGGGGGAGUUCGGCAGCAGGAAUGGGAAGAACUUGAAUUAGUUGUGGAAAAACGCUCCUUUGCCUUUUUUGUGCCCAUGGAAAGUGGCUGCUGCAAAUGUUCCUGUGAUGUGGAAAAGGGCAAAGUGAGAAGGGCGAAGUGGUCAUGGUUUGUGGGCAGAUUCCCGCUUGCCGCAGGCUCUGUCGCCCUCGGCCCUUCCUUCUGGUGCUGGUGGUGGGUAUCUAUCUUUUCUAUCAGAUCCUGCCACCUAUACGGACCAAAAGAUUCUUUUUGGCAGUUGAUAAUGGGAGUUCACCAAACAAACUAGCUGAGACACAGCAAGAGAGAUACAAGGAAGUCUCUUCAAGGAACACUCAUUGCUUCUUCCCUUCCAGUAAUUCACAAACAGUGAAUAAGAUUCAAGACUCCAUUCUUAAGUACUUUGGGAGUCAUACAAGAAGAGCAAUUUUGUAUGUUCCUCCUUCCUGCGGUAAAAAAGAACUUCAGCUAUAUCAGCGCAUCCUAGCACAAUAUGGAUAUACAGUGACAGUCCUUGAAGACAGGAAACUGAUUGUAGGCCUUGGACAUGAGCACCACUACCAAGGCAAAUUAAGCUCUUGGGAUCUUCUGAUUUGCUUAUCUUCCAGUAAAACUGACGAUACAGACUGCUUUCCAAUAGAUGACUUCCAUCAGUUAGAAUUAUUCCAGAAGGUAAAUACACUCCCAGAGAUUCAGCACUUGCUUUGCAGAAAAGAAGGAUUAUGCCAGAUAAAUAGAGCGUUCCCAGGACUACACCUUCCAAUUUCUUUCCCUGGAUGCUUGGAUCAGCAUGUGCUGUCAAAGACAAUCAUCGCAAGUGGCCCUUCUCAGCCUGUGAAGUCACGUGAGAGUGAUCAAAGGACAAAUUUUGCCCAUCUGUGGUACUUGUGGAACCAGACUAAUAGUGCACAGCUGAGUUCUAUACCAGUUCCAGCCAGCCACAAGGAUCUCUUUAAAGCUCAAGACCUUUCCAUCAUCAUCAAAGCAUAUGUGCUAGUGACAUCCUUAACACCUUUGCGGGCAUUCAUUCAUUCAACUGCCAUUGUCUGGCUUCCUCCCAAGAAGAAGCACUUUUCCGUAAAGCUACAAAGAUUUUUUGAGACAUUCUUCAAAUCCAGUUCCCCUCAGCAAGUCUUUGAUAAUAUGAAAGAAACGAUAAGUAAACUCUUACUGGUAGCUGAGGCAUUCAGUGAAUCACCCAACGUUGGACCAAAGACCUUCAGUAGAUGCAGUCUAUGUUUUCAGAUGUUAACCUUUGACAUUGGGUUCAACACCUCCACUUAUCCAGUAGUUCUUGAGGUGCAUGAACACUUUGACUUUCAAGUUGAUGACUUGAAUUUUGAGGACCAAACUGUAAAAGAAUUCCUUCUUGAGGAUACGUUCAAGUUUAUCUUGUCUAAUAAGUCUUCAGCUUCCAGUGUCUUUGAGACUUUACAGAACAUUUACAAGUUAGCUAUGAUUAAGGAUGAAAACUACCAGAAGGAAUAUGAACAAUGUCUGUCUUUAGAAGAAAUAAAUUCAAUGAUUCAUUUUAUAAAAGAGCUGAAGAGUAUGGGACAAUUUGAGCUGCUUUUCCCAUCUUCUGUACCCAAGAUUCAAACUUUGCUGCAUGAUGUUUAUCACAUGGUAGACCCAAUGGGAAAGCUUGGGUCAGUCCUGACAGUACAUUGGUUUCUUUCCAAUUUACUUGAGCAGUUCCAGUUCAUGAAUAAAGAGGCACGUCCAAAUCUCUCAGGAUGGAAAAUCAAGAAGAGUUCCAGAAACUCAUCUGGGACCAUCAUGAAAUGGUCAAAGCCCAGGAAUUCUUUCCCAGAAAAAGAAGAUGUUAAACAAAGAACUCCUUUCAACGUAAUGAAAAAUCAUAAAGAAUUGCAUUUUUCCAAUGAGACUAGAGAAAAGCAUUGCAAUCACGAUAAAGAUACCCUAUCUCAUAUCAGGCAGAUCUUCACUAGCCCGCCUUUGGACCUGAAUCCUAAAUUUAAUCCAAAGAACAAAGAAUACUACACUGAAGUCCCAUUUGAUGUGGUGACAGUGAAGAUUGGAGCAGAACCCUCUAACUGUCAGUGCCAGGUGCACCUUGAUGAGAGGAAAGGACCAAGUGUUGCUAACUACCCCCUUGGCCUGGGAAUUAAUAAAAUCACUAUUCUAGUAACAGAUAACUCGCAUUCCAACUCCGAGGUUGUGAGCAGCUAUAAAAUCAUUGUCUAUCGAGAAGACCGCCCAAGUCUGCCUUUGUUUGAGGACUAUAUGGUGUGUGGUUUUGUGCAGGACUGUGGUUCGCUAAUUCAGCUGGAGGAAUCCUGUGGAUUACAGCCUCUGUCUCCUGAGUACCUUUCAGCAAUUUCACAGACACAGUUUAAGACUUGUGAAGCUGGGGACACAAAAGGGCAGUGGAUAGUGCCUUGCCUCAGCUGUUCUGACAACAGAACCUGUGACUGGCGAGAAAUAACAUGGCAGCCACACAACUGUCAGUAUUCUGUCCUGACUAAGCCAGAGCUCCAGCAAUGUGUAGAAGGCAGAAAGGUUCUUUUCAUUGGAGACUCAACUAACAGAGGGAUAAUGUACUAUCUGAUUGAAAGAGUGAAUGAGACCCUUCAGGAAUGGCAAAAGGCUCAUGACAUUAAAUUUUAUCAUAACAUAAAUGAUGGGAAAACAUUUAUCAGUUACUCCUACUACCCCCAGUUUUGGAUCAAUGUAAACCAGCGGCCAACGUUUGAAAAAGCGCUAGAACAGCUGUUACAAAGAUCACAUCCUCUUGAGAACACAGACCAGACGGUAUUGGUUGUGGGUGGUGUUCAGUGGCUUAAUUCCAAUCACCUGAAAAUUAUUCAAAAGGUGCUGAAGAGGGAAAAUCUAUCAAAUAUCCUGGUAGUUAUCAAAUCCAUAGGAAUGGGCUUUCAUCUACCAGUGGAUGGGAUACAUUCUUUAUCGCAGACUGAAGUGCAAAAUUUAUGGAAUGAAAAUUUGGUUAUUCUGGAUACUGCAAAAAGAUAUGGUUAUGAGGUGGUUGAUACUUUCAUCAUCACAAUGGGACGUUACAAAGAAUUUCUGCAAGGGAAGUGCGGAUGUCAUUUCCAUGAGGUGGUGAAAUCCAAAACGUCCAAUGAACGUCCUCCCAUUACAAUGAAGCUAUCAAGGCCCUAUACUCUGGGGAAAUAUUUCAACAGCCAAAGCAAACUCUCACAGCUGCAAGACUAUGCAAUGAAUUCUCAGUCACCGUAUCAUGUCAGAGGUCCAAUAAAUCAAGUCUAUUCUGAAAUCCUCCUCAGCAGGAUCUGUGCAAGUAAAAGCAAGGCUACUGACUCAUAGCCUCCAUCAGAUGAAGUUUUAAAGCAGGAAACUUUUUACUUCCUCAAAUGACAAGCCAAGGACCACAUUAAAUUUAUUUACAUGCUUCUCUGAUUGGCUGCACACAUACCAACGCCACUCAAGAUGUGGCGCUUUUCCUAAAGCUUUAUGACAUCAAGAUCUGCCCUUUCGGAUCUUAGGUUUUGGAAUGGAAAGAUGGAGAGAUGCAAAAAAAAGGGGCUGGGAAAGUUACUUGAAAUAUUGCCAAACACUAGAACAGCUGCAGGGCAAGCAACUGUGUACUGUGACAGUAAAGCGGGAGAAAGAGAUACACAUGACGUAUUUGAAAAGGGCUGCUUUA
Molecule: messenger RNA, 4029 nt
Organism: Gopherus flavomarginatus (Mexican gopher tortoise)
Lineage: Eukaryota; Metazoa; Chordata; Testudines; Testudinidae
Gene: CPED1
Product: cadherin like and PC-esterase domain containing 1
Exons: 25
Coding region: 507-3689 (1060 amino acids)
Source: RefSeq, a predicted model, not a curated record